CGAGCUGUCAUAAAAAUUCUAAAUGAAACUUGCCUGAGGUUAACUCGCCAGCGAGGUAAGUCUGCUUUCUCUUUCAAAUAAUUCCGAUUCUUUGUUGUUUUAUUCAAUAAUUCAGCUCUUUAAAGUUACAUUUUAUAAUCAACAAGAAUAUUAUCAAGUACCCCAGGCCUAAAAAGAUGGUUGCGUUAAUCAUAUCGGAGUUAAAGUCACUGAAAUGUUUUCAGUGUUUUCAGGUGUCACGAGUCGUAUGAAAAACCUGAAACGUUCUGUCGGCUUGAAGGAGUUUCUUUUGCUUCGAAAUUUCAACUUUCUAUCUAUUAGCAGAAGUUUAGGGAAAAACUCUCAUUAAGAGUCGACUUAUUUCAUCAUAACGUUACCAGUUUGAUCGACGACUAUCAUGGAGUCCAGUCGUUCAUGUAUACGUAAGGUUAUAUUUAAAUCGGCUCGUGCAGUUAUUUUUCCUUUGACAGGACUUGCUGUAUAGUAAAAAACAAAGUAGAAUUCCUCGCCUUUGUUUAACACGCAUUCUUCCCUGAAUAGUCCUUGCUGGUUACAUUAGAAGCUAUUAGAUUUUGUUUGGCAGAACUUUGACAAAGCACUGCUCACAAAUAUUCGACUCACCACGGAUCACUGAAUCCAGACAACCUCUUCAAUACUUCAAGCGUCUUCAUUUGGUUUACGCGCAACGAGGAAUAUAAUUUACAUAAAAAACCAACCUUGAAUGUCUAUGUCACCAGAUUCAAAAGAAGAUACAGAAAACAAUAUCUCCCUUUCAAAUGGGAGUAUUAAAACUAGCACGGAAAUUCUAUACGGUCUUGCAGCCGGCUGACUGACACGACUUUAAAAGCUUUUAGUGAUGUACCAUAUGUGUUUCAAGCGAGCUAAAAGUAACCACCUUGAAAAGUCUUUGAGUGAAAAACUAGGAAUGGAAAUGACCCAAACCAUUUCCAGCAUGAUUUCUAAUGCCGCAUAAAACAGCAAAGCAACAUCGCUCGUUUUUGUUUUUUGUCAUUAAUUUUUGAUUCGGCAGCCUAGCAGGAAGGCAGUUUAGAAAAGUUGCAAAAGUCGGACCCAGUCAGGUUUGGUUUCAAGAAGAAACAUUAACGCUCAAGAGUGUUGGACACUUAAUUAAUACCUCUCUGACAUGGUCAAAUGUCAUUUUGACCAAACCGUAUUUCCUCGAAUAAGCGCCAGCUCGUUACGUGUUCCUUUAAACCAACUAGAGAAUGGUCUAGUUGUUCCUGGGAAGUUCACAGCAUUUACCAAGAGCUCGGCAAUCCGACAAAUUUAAAAGAAAAGAUAACGCACCUAGGAACUCUGCAAGCACAUGGAUAUAGAAAUAACUGGAAGUGACUUAAAGAAAAAGAAACUAUUCUCCUUUACUGAUUCCAGUGUAGUCGAAGCCUGAAAAGUUGAAAUAAAGUGGCAAUAAAAGCUGGUUUUAGCUUGAAUCCCUUCCCUCCUAUUUAAGAAAGUGAGGGGGAGGGGAGGGGUGCUUAUUCGGUUGGGGGCGCUUAUUUGACAUUAUGGCGGGGGGAUGGCGCUUAUUAGAGAGAGAGCGCUUAUUCGAGAAAAUACGGUAUAUUUUGACCGCGUUAGCAGAGCGCGAAAGUGCACGGCUUUGUUAGUUUCUCUGUUAAACCCUGGUAUUUCGCGUAGGUGGCCGAAAAAGACUGUCAGUUAGCAGCGUAAUUAGAAUUGUAUACAGUGGUUUGUAUCUAAAGUGUUCACCUUGUAUUUACCUUCUGUUUCCCUUCCAAAAGCGCGAAGAGAAGACUGAAACCGACUUCCGGUGCCCAGUUUGCCCCUGGCAUGUUACUGGUCAAGUUGUCGUUGUCUCGUUCUCGUCCCCAUAGCCACGUGACCCAAAAGAAACGACGGGCUCAGGGGACGAGAAUAGCGACCUUAAGCAACUACGACGCACGACGACAACUUCAAAAAACAAUAGGUUUAAUGGUCAAAACAACAGCUCUGCACGUGCAUCAAGCUUUUUAGUACAUUUCUUUGACGUCCACUGCGCGACUACGACGUGAAACCUCCUAAUUUGACGUUUUAUGGAGGACGUGGACAUACGACGACGAAUUUUCCCUUUUCUUUUUGAACUUGAAUAAAAUCCUUAAGAAUUCAACUCCAGGAAAAGUCGCCUGCAUUUGACAUAUUAAGCGAAUCCAAAUAGACGGGAUGAAGUUUGAAAGAACGCAAAUUCAUUUUUUUAGCGACGUUUUCACUGCCGUCGUCGUCGUCGUUGGUAAAGGUCCCACGGUCGUUGGUGAUCGAGGUUUCUUUGGGCGUGUCCGGUUGUCCAGUUUAUAAAGGUGUCACUGUACCUUACUGAUUAUAACGUAGUUUACACAAAAACAUAACAGACCUUCAGAGACUUCAGAAAAUUCGCGACAUAUUGUCCCUCUUAAUAUUAAAAGCAGCGUUUUUUCUCUUUCGUACUUGCAAAAUUAGCUCUUUUCUUUCUCGAUCUGGUUUGGAAAAGACGAGUUCAGUUCUAUCAGAUUUUACCUCGGUAAAUUUGUAUGAUCAUGAAUGUUCCAGUCGUGGGUUCCUGUAAUGAGUGCAUACGAUAACUUAUACUUUUGCCGUUAUUUUUGUCCACCAGUAUGUGUGAUUGAACACUCCAUUCCAACACGGGAGUCACUCAGUCGUAUAUCAAUACAACAAAAAGAAGCUGGGUGGAAUGGCUAGGAGUGAUUUUUGUACUAAAAGUACCAGCAGUGUACAUUUACGAGACCUGGAUAAGCUAGUUUCUUCAUUCAACGAGGAGCGAAGAGCUGUUGAUAUGAAAAAUCGUAAACUUGUCUCGGGAGAUUGCCAGAAGAGGGAUCGAGUCGAAUAUAUGUCAGUUGGGACACUAUCGUCCACAAAUGAACAAGAAGCUGCAUCCUUUGAAGAACGUUUCGAUGGCACAGUUAUUGAAGGAGCAAUAAAAAAUGAAGUUGCCUUCGACUUGACAUUGGGAUCAGAAUCAGACCCUGCGAUUGAUAUCCAAUAUUCAAAAAACUCUUUAAACCUGAUAAGUGAGCUUUGUGACAGGCUUAUAACAGCCUCUCUCCCAAACAACAGCAAACACUGUGUCAGUCAGCCAUCACGGAAUGAAACAUGGGCCACACCCAUUGCCAAUGCGACUCGAAAAUUAGAACCAGCUUAUGACCAAACUAUGCUUUCACCGGAGGGAGAUGGACCAGCUAAAUGCUCCUCUUGUUCCCGAGGCUCUGCAACUCAAAACGCAGCCACCAUGCAGGUUUCUCCACUGAUGAUUAGAACGAAUGUUGCUAUGAAUAAAUCGAAUGAUGGCAUUACGGCGCCUCUCGGCAUGGAGCUUUCUAAGACUGAGGCAGACAAAGAAGCGGAAAACAAUUCCACCAAGGAAAUUGGUGAUUACGCAGAUCAAAUGCCUUUAGAUUCGUGUCCUCAGCCGAUUGCAGCAAUUUCUCGCAUGCAGGAAAUGCUAGAAAGGAUAUCACCACCACUUGGGAGAGGAGCAAUUACAAAUCAGAGGACUGCUGAAGAUCGCGAUAGUGUUUCAUCUGAUGAUUCGUUGCAAAGCACCUCAGCCUGCGAAAUAGGUAUAAUGUAAUGCAUCUCCAGUAAGGUUGAUCAUAGUUUUUACCCUACCUUAAAUCAAACAGGCGUCUUGAUUAUUUAAUGUUAGACUUUAUAACCGUGGCCGACUGUAUAGCAUGCUUUAGGGUCAUGUUUUAUGUCUUGGAGGUUAUUCUAGGGACCUAGGAUUUGAUAGAAAUACAGUGCGGGAUUCAGGAAACGCAAAAUGUGUUGACUUGGUUGACUGCUAUUCUGGAAGCGGGAUUCGCCAAAAGCUUGGCACUUAACGCGGGAAAUAAAACGGUAUUCGGGAAGAAGUUCAAGAUGCGGGAUUUUCGUGAAAAACGAGCGGGAGUGCGAGAUCAGGACCCCCCACUUGCCCCCCCGCCUUCCUGACGACAAGAAUCGUCUUGCAGACGGAUAAAACAUGUUGGUUCAGUGUUGGAUUUCGAUGGAUUAGACGCCCGCGAAAACGUUCUUAGGCCUUCUCACCCCUUCCUUCCUCUUGAACCUAGUGUUCAUGGAUCCCGGUUUGACCAACAUCAGGAGCCACUUGUAAUCGGGCUACAUAUUUCAUACUAUUCGAAAACGAUGCGUACGGACGGGAACUUUUCUUUUCUGUUUUCAUUUUUUUUUUUUCGGAAAACGGAGAAAAUGUUCAAAUCAAAGACAGACACACGGGACCCUUCUUAGUCCCUCCCCCACCCCUGCUGGUCAGAAUAUAAAGAACUCCCAGCAUUCUUCGCGCCCGUAGUAACACGACGCCAUUUUGAUUCACAAAGGACAUUUGACCAUUGUUCAAGCUUUAAAGAUAAAGAAUUCGAUUUUCCUAAAUGGAGAGCAAAGCACAACAACCUGUGCAAGGUAGAGAUUCAAAUGAGAAUGAUAUUACUCUCUUCUGAUUCUUUUACUGAUCAAAAAAUUUUGAAUUUCAGCGGUCGGUUCUUCUUCUGCCACCCCAGCUUCUGUUCAAUCUUCUGUUGCACCGAGCCAAAAUUCCCCUGGAAAAUACUCUGAACUUUUAGCCGUGAUUGAGGAGUUAGGCAAAGAUAUUCGUCCCACGUAUGCUGGUAGUAAAAAUGCCGCGGAGCGGUUAAAGAAAGGUGAGAAACGGUAGAUCGACGUCACCUGCAGGCGAUUUGCACAAAACAUUCUUUUAUAAGUAUUUCUUGGGAAAUAUGCACGAUAGUAGUAAUAAUGUUUAUGCGCUUGAUAAAAUACAUAUCAAAAGUUACAAAAUUCAUAUUAUAUCAUAUUAUAAGAAUAAUAUAAAAAAAGAUGCACAAUUGCAUUAAAUAAUAUCUGAUAAUAUCUAACCUCCCCCGGUUUAGUGCAUCCGUCAAUUCCAGCUGCGCCCUGGAAUUGACUGAUGCAUAAUUUUCUCAAAUCUCCCAGCAAUAGACCAAUAUUUUAUGGAAGUCUUCAGGGAUUGCAAUAUUAUAUGUAAUCUUUAGGGGUAAGCAGAAAAAGUAAGUCUUCAAGGGAAAGGAGGGAAGGGUACAGAUAUCAUAAGCAAUAUAGUCCAGUCCUUUGUUUCAAAGCAUUUACAUGUAUUUUUGUCUUUCAGGCAUUAUGCAUGCACGGGUACUGGUGAGGGAAUGCCUUGUAGAAACUGAUAGAUGUGCAAGACAAUAGGACUGACAAUAUCUCUCAUUAAAAAAAAAAGGUUACGGCAUAACAGCUGCUAAAACUGCAAUAAGUCAUCAGAAAUAGCGUGUUUUGCCUCCAACAUUUAAAGUUUGUCAAUCAUCAUCUAGAAAAGCAAACCACCAAAGGUUCAAGUCGUUGAUAUGUUUUAGAUCAGCGCGGUCCACUAAUGUUUUAGGAAUGACUUUCAUUUUUCCGGAACAGACGUCAUUUAUUGAAGUCAAAAUUCCUCAAACUUUUCUGAGGGCAGCUUCUUUCGAAGUAGCAAAUGUUAAUUUACACGCUGUAAGCGCAAAAGCUCACACGCGAAAUACAAAACUGUAAGUGGCUGCUUCUUUUGUUCGCACCAAUAUGCAAGCUAUUUUUCCCCUUUCAGGAAUAUUUAUCACUCAGAAAGAGCACAGUUACUUUUAGGAAUUAUUCUUUGGAGCUCUACAACCCCAGAAAUUCUUCUUAACACCUAGAAGUUCUCGCGAGGAAUAUCCUUAUCGAGGGAAAACAAAAUAAGUCAGAUGCCAUUUGCAUUAAUUUGAUUUUUACAGUCAGCAUUUCCAUCUACAGGAUUUCGUUGUCUAAUGUGUGACUUUUAAAUUGCUUCUUUGCUGGAUCAAAUAGUAUAAGAAAGCAGGGUUGUCACUAAGAUUUCAAGUUGCCGGGUAAACACAACAAGUAGGCGGGGAAUCAAACGGCUAGGGAUUUCUUUUGUUUGGUUCUAUUUUUCUUCUAUUUUCCAAUAAAAGUAGCCGGGUGCUACUCUCUUAGUAGCCGGGGAAAAUCCCCGGCCCCCGGCUCUUAAUGACAACCCUGAGAAAGGAUUAAUAAAAUUAUACUAUCCUGAUUGGAAGACACUGCCAAUAUGGUUUAAAUUAGUUCAAAGAGUAUAGAAGAAGGCUUAAAGCAUCCAUCACCAGCAGAAAAGGGGAAAAAAAUUUUAAACCAAUGUUAUUUACAGUCAAACCAAGUCAAGCGUACCCCCCAAGAUUCUAUCAGUGAAUUGAUUAUUUGAAAAAUGAAUCCGUUAGUCUUUCCCGUAACUGGUGUCAAAUUCAAAGCGACAUUUCUGCAUGCGUAAUGAGCAGUGAAUAUUUUACGAGAACUUCUCUGUAUUUGGUCAGAUUGGAAAUCUUUGAAUGGAUUAAGCUUGUUAGAAGACAUUUACAUCAAUUUCAGGAAAAUGGGGCUGGUAGAAAUUUCAUAACUGCCUCGCGUGUGAAUGCACGGCUCAUUACACAUACAAGAAUGCAGAGAUCAAUCUGAAAUCUACAACUAGCAACGGAUUCAACUUUUGAAUAAUAAAUUCAUUAAUGGGUUCU
Messenger RNA from Porites lobata, 6512 nucleotides. Lineage: Eukaryota; Metazoa; Cnidaria; Anthozoa; Scleractinia; Poritidae. The record is from the annotation of a GenBank genome assembly.